Messenger RNA from Peromyscus californicus insignis, 785 nucleotides. RefSeq names its product small nuclear ribonucleoprotein U11/U12 subunit 25 (gene Snrnp25). Gene Ontology annotation, biological process: mRNA splicing, via spliceosome. The record is from RefSeq and is a predicted model, not a curated record. Gene Ontology annotation, cellular component: U12-type spliceosomal complex. NCBI's taxonomy places the organism in Eukaryota, Metazoa, Chordata, Mammalia, Rodentia, Cricetidae. The transcript is spliced from 5 exons. The coding region runs from base 178 to 549 and encodes 123 amino acids.
GCUGGACGGCAGGGCGGGCUGGAGAAGCGACCGAAGAGCGAGAGGCACUACCGGUAGCUGGCAGCCCUGGAGGACCCCGAGCCUGCGGAUCGGCCGGAAGUGCCUGAGGACGAUGAGGAUGAGGAGGAGGCACUGCCGCAUUCCGAAGCCGUGGAUGUGUUCCAAGAAGGUCUCGCCAUGGUGGUGCAAGAUCCGCUGCUCUGCGACCUUCCGAUCCAGGUCACUUUAGAAGAGGUCAACUCUCAGAUCGCACUGGAAUAUGGCCAAGCAAUGACAGUCCGAGUGUGCAAGAUGGAUGGAGAGGUAAUGCCUGUGGUCGUCGUACAGAAUGCCACGGUCCUGGACCUGAAGAAGGCUAUCCAGAGAUACAUGCAGCUCAAGCAGGAGCGGGAAGGAGGCAUUCAGCACAUCAGCUGGUCGUACGUGUGGCGGACGUACCAUCUGACCUCAGCUGGGGAGAAGCUCACAGAGGACAGGAAGAAGCUCCGAGAUUAUGGUAUCCGGAAUCGAGACGAGGUUUCCUUUAUCAAGAAGCUUAGGCAAAAGUGAUCCCCAGACGGAGUGAUCUAACCUCUCCCAGCAAGAUGGCCCCCUCCCCUUGUCCUCACAGGAAAGGGUGUUGAGGUAGCUGCAUCCCUGGGUUGCCCGGAUGGAGCUGUCAGCGUGAGCCCUGGAGCCCUCGGAACGUGAAAAGUUCCUCUGUCCCUCGCUUUUCCUGUGAACUCAGCCUGUAGAUCCUACAUGAUGGUGGGGCUGGCCUACAGAAUAAACCUGUUUGCUUUGUA